Tripterygium wilfordii is the source of this 1691-nucleotide messenger RNA. RefSeq names its product dirigent protein 9. Lineage: Eukaryota; Viridiplantae; Streptophyta; Magnoliopsida; Celastrales; Celastraceae. The coding region runs from base 422 to 1570 and encodes 382 amino acids. The record is from RefSeq and is a predicted model, not a curated record. The transcript has a single exon.
CAAAGAAAGUCCAGUAACACCAUAAUGGUUUCCAUGAACAAAUACAGGCAAUGUUGAAACUAUAAUGAACUAAAACCGACUUAAAUUAGCAAAAAACUUCAUUACAUAUCAAUCUGCUAUUAAACAACAAUAAUUUUCAGCAGAAGCCUUACCAGAACAUGUACUUGCUCCUUGUUUGAACAUGGUCCACUGUGAUGAGGUGAGAGCCCACUCAAGUUUAUACCAAAUCCCACCCCUCUUAAUGCUGAGAAUUAGGUCCCUCCGAUACAUACAACCACUACAUCUCAUCAGCUCCACUACUUAAUAGUGUUGAACCUCUCCUCAAUGCCCUCCGACCUAUAUAUACAUAGCCACACCACACUCCUUUCUCCAACACAAAACACAUUCAUUCACUUGCAGAGUGUUCUUUCACAACCCAAAAAUGGCCAAGCCUUCCGACCUCAACAAGGCCACAAUUUGCCUCCUUUUGCUGCUAUCAAUCGCUGUUGGACUUACUAGCUCAGCCAGAAUACUGGACGAAGUGGACCCACAACCCCAACCACUGCUCAAUCCCACAGCGACAACUCUGCCUAGCGGGCAGACCCCUGCUGUGACCCCCACAGCCACGGAUGAUGAAGACACUGUAGACCCACCAAUCCCCGAACCAGAGGCUUCAGCUACCGUGGCAGCACCAGUAGUCCCUCCUGCCACAACUGCAGGAACCACCACUAGUGCUACUGCAGCAAAUCCUGGCCCAGAUGAGGUGGCGGCACCGGCAGCUGAUGAAGCACCUGAAGCCGCUCCCGUUGCAAUAGCAGCUCCUGUCACAGGUGCAGGAACCACCGCAACUAGCGCCACCGCGGCGAACACUGGCCCACAUGAACCUCACUUGAGCUUCUUCAUGCAUGACAUCCUCGGAGGGAGCCACCCAUCAGCCAGAGUAGUCACCGGGAUCAUCGCCAGUUCGGAAAUCAACGGCAUCCCUUUCUCCAAACCCAACAACAAUCUCUUCCCACUCACAGGUGGGACGCCCCUACUUAACUCUGACAGCCUCGACAACCUCAUCAACACCAACAACCUCCCACUCGUCGCCGGCCUAAACGGCGCGCAGCAGAGCAGCACAGUAAUCCAAACCACAGGAAGCAGAGACAACACUGUCAACAGUAACAACCAACCCUUCGUCACCGCCGGGAACCUUCCUUCGGGUUCAACCCUCCAAACCCUAAUGUUCGGUUCAAUUACGGUGAUCGACGAUCAAUUGACGGAAGGGCAUGAAUUGGGUUCUGCCGUGAUUGGGAAGGCACAGGGGUUUUACAUGGCUAGUUCAUUGGAUGGUACUAGCCAAACUAUUGCUUUGACUACUCUGUUUCACGGCGACCAUGAACAUGAACAUGACUUGGAGGAUACAAUUAGCUUUUUCGGGGUUCAUAGGAUGGCGUCGCUGGGAUCGCAGAUUGCCAUUGUUGGUGGAACUGGGAAGUAUGAGAAUGCGAGAGGGUAUGCGACUGUGGCGACUCUUCAUCACGAGGAUCAGCACACUACUGAUGGUGUGGACACCAUUUUGGAGUUCAGUGUUUAUCUCACUGAGUAGGGGGUUCUUGUUGUGUUGAUUGAUUAAGACGAAAAACAAAGAUGGGUUGUUUGUAUGGGGAAGUUUCGAUGUCCAUUGACUGCAUUUGGCUUUUAAGGAUUUAAAUUGAAUGAAAACUCUG